CCGUGCUCCGGGAUGGCAGCGAGGUGACGACGCUCGAGGAUGACCCUGACUGAAAGGCUGCGCGAGAGGAUAUCGCGGGCGUUCUACAGCCACGGGCUGCUCUGCGCCUCCUACCCCAUCCCCAUCAUCCUCUUCACCGCCCUCUGCAUCCUGGCCUGCUGUUACCCGCUGCUGAAGCUGCCGCUGCCCGGCACGGGGCCCGUGGAGUUCAGCACCCCGGUGAAGGAUUAUUCCCCUCCUUCCACAGAGCCCGGCCACCAGCAAGGGGACCCCAGCGAGCGCCCCGACUGGUAUGUCGGUGCUCCGGUGGCCUACAUCCAGCAGAUCUUGGUGAAAGCCACCGUGUCCCCGUGGCAGAAGAACUUCCUUGCUGUGGAUGUGUUCCGUUCGCCGCUCUCCCGUGUCUUCCAGCUGGUGGAGGAGAUCAGAAACCAUGCCCUGAGGGACAGUUCUGGGGUCAAAAGCCUGGAGGAACUUUGCCUCCAGGUGACAGAUCUUCUGCCGGGCCUCAAGAAGCUGCGGAAUCUGCUCCCCGAGCACGGCUGUCUCCUGCUGUCUCCAGGGAACUUCUGGCAGAAUGACCGGGAGCGCUUUAACGCCGACCCGGAUAUCAUCAAAACUAUUCAUCAGCAUGAACCAAAGACGUUGCAAACAUCGGCUACGCUCAAAGAUCUGUUGUUUGGACUCCCUGGGAAGUACAGCGGGGUGAACCUCUACAAUCGGAAGCGGGUGGUGUCAUACACUGUCACACUGGGUCUCCAGCGUUAUGAUGCUAGGUUCCUCAGCAGCCUCCGUUCUCGCCUCAAGCUGCUGCAUCCCAGUCCUAACUGCACCCUGCGAGAGGAGAACAUCGUCCACGUGCACUUCAAGGAGGAGAUCGGCAUUGCCGAGCUCAUCCCCCUUGUCACCACCUACAUCAUCCUCUUCGCUUACAUCUACUUCUCCACACGGAAGAUUGACAUGGUGAAGUCGAAAUGGGGCUUGGCGCUGGCCGCCGUUGUGACAGUGCUCAGCUCUCUGCUCAUGUCAGUUGGCCUGUGCACACUCUUUGGCUUGACACCUACUCUUAAUGGAGGGUAUGUUUUCCAGCACCCAACCUCUUCCCAAAGAAGAGCACACGGGGGCAAAACCAUUUGCAAACAGCUGUUCAUUGCCUGGUGUUGA
Tinamus guttatus (white-throated tinamou) is the source of this 1164-nucleotide messenger RNA. The record is from RefSeq and is a predicted model, not a curated record. Lineage: Eukaryota; Metazoa; Chordata; Aves; Tinamiformes; Tinamidae.